Molecule: messenger RNA, 240 nt
Organism: Colletotrichum fioriniae
Lineage: Eukaryota; Fungi; Ascomycota; Sordariomycetes; Glomerellales; Glomerellaceae
Source: RefSeq, a predicted model, not a curated record
AUGUACGCAGCCUCAAACCAAGCUACUGUCAAUGGGGAUACUCCUCCUCCUCGGACUGCAGCUCAAGUCCUGCAAGACCAGCAGCUUCGACAAACCCGAAUCCAGUCCUUCCUUGGGGACAACAACGGCCCCAGGGUCAUGCUUUCUCAGCCCUCCACCUCGGCAGAGGAUUCCAUGGCCAAGCGUCGGGCCGAAGCCGCCCACAAGAUUAACGACAUCAUGUCAAACCUCGACGGCUGA